Chlamydomonas reinhardtii is the source of this 2719-nucleotide messenger RNA. RefSeq lists its product as uncharacterized. Gene Ontology annotation, cellular component: SAM complex; outer membrane. The coding region runs from base 214 to 1839 and encodes 541 amino acids. Lineage: Eukaryota; Viridiplantae; Chlorophyta; Chlorophyceae; Chlamydomonadales; Chlamydomonadaceae. The transcript is spliced from 10 exons. The record is from RefSeq and is a predicted model, not a curated record. Gene Ontology annotation, biological process: protein insertion into mitochondrial outer membrane.
ACAGGCGCAGCACGAGACUUUGUAUCUUUUGUAGGCGUUGGGCGUGGCAUGCGUCCACCCUGCGCAUAGAAUCACAAAACAACGAGCGCUGCAUGUUCGCAUUGUUUCCCAGCAAAGCUACACAGUCAUUACAGCUUCAGUACUUGUUGCCAUUCGCAUUUCUAGGCUAGCGGGCUGACCACCCACCCAUCAGCCUGUUUGCGUCGGAACGCCAUGACGUCUUCCGAGGCGGAGCCCGCGCCGGCGACCGCUGCAUCGGCGUCCCCGGCGGCUGCCGACGCCUCGGGAUCGAGCGCGGGGGCGAGCGGCGCUGCGGCGACGCCGGCCGCAGGCGGGCCCCACGGCGUCGUGGACUAUGAGGCGCUGUAUGAGCAGAUAAAGGACAAGCCCUGUCACGUGGUACAGAUCAACCAGCGCAAAGACGGCUUCAACGGUGGCACCUUCCGCACGCGCGCCUCGCUGAUAGAGCGCGAGCUGGAGCCCAUCUACAAGGCGGAGACGCUGGCGGAGGUGCACGAGGAGAUGGAGGCGGCGGGCAAGCGGUUGCGGCAGCUGGGCGUGUUCACGGGGGUCAGCAUGCUGGCACACGAGGAGCCGCUGGACGACCCCACCGCCUGCACGGUGGAGCUGGCGGUGGAGGAGUCCAACUGGUUCAAGCUGCGUGCCGCCACCUACGUGCAGGGCGGCGAGUCCACCUUCGAGCUGGGCGCGGGCCUGACCAACGCCAGCGGGCGGGCCGAGGCUCUGAGCGCCAAUGUGGAGUACGGCAUGGAGAACAGCCACACCGCCAGCGUGGCCUUCAAGCAGCCGCGAGUGGGAGGGCUGCCGGCCACGCUGGAGCUGCGCGGCUCCCAGCUGUUCCGCAACAACCAGAAGUCGUCCUCCUACACGGAGCAGCUGCGGGGGGCGGUGGUGGCGCUCAGGAGCAUGGACGGCAGCCAGGGCCUGGAGUACGAGCUGGGCUGGCGGCGGCUGCUGGACCCCUCCCGCUCCGCCUCGCGCGCAGUCAUGGGGCAGAUGGGCGACUACCUGCUGUCCGCGCUGCGCUACACCGCCACACUGGACCGCCGCCAGCCGGGCGCGGGCGGCGCGGCGGCCACCCUGGGCGGCGCGGGCUGGGCGGUGCGCGCCACCACAGAGCUGGCGGGCCUGCUGCCCCCCUCGGCGGCGGGGGCGGGCGCGGGGGCCGGUGUGGGCGUGGGCGGAGGCGGCAGUGGGCCGAGCAGCGAGCUGCGCUACGUGCGGCAGCAGGUGGACGCGGUGGCCAAUGUGCCCAUGGAGGAGACCGGGGCGGUGGUGUUCAGCGUGGGAGCCAGCGCGGGCCUGCUGCUGCCGUGGGGGCCCGAGGGCGGCCUGACGCGGCCCACCUGCAUCGCCGACCGCUUCUUCCUGGGCGGGCCCUCCUCGCUGCGUGGCUUCAAGUACAAGGGUGUGGGCCCCACGGACGUGCGGCGGCCGCCAGAGGGCCGAGCCGCCGCCGCCGCCGACUCGGCCUCCGCGGCGCCGCGCCGGGACGCGUUGGGCGGAGACGCCUACACGUCCAUCUUCGCCUCGCUCAUGUUCCAGCUGCCCCACCCCGCGCUCAAGCUGCUGCGGCUGCACGGCCACGCCUUCGUCAACGGCGGCAACGUCAUUCAGCUGGCGGGCACGGGCCGCUCGCCCUCUGAGCUGCUGUCGGAGUUCGGCAGCAGCUGGCGCUGGAGCUGCGGCACCGGGCUGGUGCUGCCCACGCCCUUCGGCCGCUUCGAGGCCAACUACUGCGUGCUGCUCAGCAGCCAGGAGCACGACCGGGUCAAGCGCGGGCUGCAGCUGGGCUUCGCGGCCAGCAGCGUGGCGUGAUGCGGGGGGGGAUGGCGGCGGCGGAGGGGUGGCAGCGGCCUGGCGUGGGUGGGGGGGUAUGCAGGCACGUGGUGAGUGGGGUUCUAGGCAGGUAGAGGGAAGUUGCACGGGGCGUUGCGGGGAUGGGGAAGGAUCCAUGACCUCGCAGGCUUGAUGCUGGCAGUGCGGGGUUGAUGGCAGGUGGUGCUUUUGAGCGGAGUGGUUGGAGUAAGGUGCACGGGUGCCGUGGUGGGUGCUUGGCACCGGUGUUAGUAAGCGGAAUUGAGGGCUAAGGCCAAUGGUAAGUUAGCCGAUGGCGGCGGGUCGACCGGACAAAACGUAAGCAGAGAUUUAUGGUGUGCCUGCUAGAAUGGUUCCUCGCCUUGAGCUUGCCUAGCGCUGGGCAAGAGGACAGGCUGUGACGAAAGGUAGGUUCGCUUCGGUCGCGCCGCGGCCAAGUGGGCGCAGGUUUUGCAGGUUUACACGUUUCGAGUACUGAAUGUUACCGUAAUACCGCAAGUCGGGCAGGCUCAUGCGGAAGUGCAUGUGGGGACGUGCACAAUCACAGGCGUGCUUGCCUGUAAACGUGUUUGGCCCACGGACCACGGUGUGCGAGCAAUGGAAGGCGAUGUGCUGAUGUGGUACAGCGGCAUCGUUGGGUUACGGGGACAGUAGCAACAGCACAGCGGCGUUGCGCACUUGCGCUGGACUGCGUCAGGCAGCCCCGCCAAUCCGCAAUGCAUGUGCGAUGGGACAGGGUUACGGCAGGUUGGUGUGUGAUGGGACACGUAGGGUGCAGCUGAACCCGCAAUGCAGUUGGUGCCGCUGUGUCAGAGUAGGCAGAGACGGCGACGGCUGUGCUUGGGCGGCCUCUUGGUGGUCUUUCUGAGGAGGUUCAGUG